GAUUUUGAAUGAACCCAAAAGACUACGUAGCAGCUCAUCACUUCUCUACCUCAAAGAGGAGAGAGUGGCCCGGCAAAACACCGCACGAAGAAAAAGAAAAGAAAAUAAAAGAAAAAAAAAAAGAUUCUGACGGGCCCUUUUUCGAUCAUUUCUGAGAGUGAGAUUCAGAAUCUGCGUAAUUUCAUAUACAUCAUCAUUCUCUGUUCUUGUUGUCUUGGAGAGAUUGAGAAUAGGAUUAACAAUCUUUGAUUUUCUUGGUUUUGGGCGGAAAGGAAGAAGAGAGGAAGGAGGGGAUGGCACAGAAUGGGCAGGGAAUAGAGCCUGCCGUUCUGGACGACAUUAUCAAUCGGUUGUUGGACUUUAGGAUCGCCAGGACGGCACGGCAGGUUCAGCUUUCGGAAACUGAGAUCCGCUCUCUCUGUAACGCUGCGCGCGAAAUUUUUCUUCAUCAGCCCAAUCUCCUGGAGCUCGAAGCCCCAAUCAAGAUCUGCGGUGACAUUCAUGGGCAAUAUGGCGAUCUUCUGAGGCUCCUAGAAUAUGGAGGAUUUCCUCCUGAGUCCAAUUAUUUGUUCUUAGGGGACUAUGUGGACCGUGGCAAACAGAGUUUAGAAACAAUAUGUCUUCUGCUUGCAUACAAAAUCAAAUACCCUGAGAACUUCUUCCUUUUAAGAGGGAACCAUGAAUGUGCUUCGAUUAAUCGGAUAUAUGGGUUCUAUGAUGAAUGUAAGCGCAGGUUUAAUGUGAGACUAUGGAAAACCUUCACUGAAUGUUUCAAUUGUCUUCCUGUGGCUGCUCUCAUCGAUGAUAAAAUACUUUGCAUGCAUGGCGGUCUUUCUCCUGAUCUAACAAAUUUAGAUCAAAUUAGGAACUUAACUCGCCCAUGUGAUGUUCCAGAUUCUGGUUUGCUUUGUGACUUACUUUGGUCAGAUCCUAGUCGAGAAAGUAAAGGGUGGGGAAUGAAUGAUAGGGGAGUUUCAUACACUUUUGGUGCCGAUAAGGUAGCAGAAUUCUUGAUGCAGCAUGACAUGGACCUUGUUUGCCGUGCACACCAGGUUGUGGAAGAUGGCUAUGAAUUUUUUGCCGAUAGGCAACUAGUAACAAUAUUUUCUGCUCCCAACUAUUGUGGUGAAUUCGAUAAUGCUGGCGCAAUGAUGAGUGUUGAUGAGAGUCUAAUGUGUUCCUUCCAGAUUCUAAAGCCAACAGAUAGGAGGACUAGGUUCUUAUGAAGUACUACAAAUUUUAUUAGAACUGGCUAAAUCACGAGCAGCUAAGGUAAAGUUGAUACCUUUUCGGGAUCCUUGUUUUCUUAUUGUUCCAGUUUUACCUGUACUGUCGCAGUUGCACGGUUUCAGCAGCUAUACUAUGCGUCUUUAUUUCUAGAUUUGGUAGCUUUUGUAAAAUCUUUUCGCCGGUAGGAUACUGCCUGAGUAUAUAUUUCAUGGUGCCAGAAUGAGGAUUGGUUAAGCUACCUGACAUUUAUCUAGGCAUUGUUACAGUGGCAUUUGGCAGUGACAGUUGCAAGGGAUAUGGAAGUUCACUUUUCAAGUUCUAUUGAAUUUUAUUUUCGAGU
This is a messenger RNA of Ipomoea nil (Japanese morning glory), 1570 nucleotides long. RefSeq names its product serine/threonine-protein phosphatase PP1 isozyme 2-like. Gene Ontology annotation, molecular function: protein serine/threonine phosphatase activity. The transcript has 3 exons. The record is from RefSeq and is a predicted model, not a curated record. Gene Ontology annotation, cellular component: nucleus; cytoplasm. The coding region runs from base 294 to 1226 and encodes 310 amino acids. Lineage: Eukaryota; Viridiplantae; Streptophyta; Magnoliopsida; Solanales; Convolvulaceae.